Molecule: messenger RNA, 399 nt
Organism: Entrophospora sp. SA101
Lineage: Eukaryota; Fungi; Glomeromycota; Glomeromycetes; Entrophosporales; Entrophosporaceae
Source: the annotation of a GenBank genome assembly
AUGGCAAGAAACAACACCACUGUUAAUCUACCAACGAUUUCCGAAUUGAACAAAUUACCGUAUGAAGAAUUUGUCUCUUCAUUAAAUAUUCUAUUUGAAUCAGCGCCACCUUUAGCUAAACAUUUAUAUUAUUCAUCAAGACCUUUCACAUCAUACAAAUCAUUGAUAACAAUUGCCAAAGAAUAUAUCAAUUCAAAGCUUCAAGAAUUGAAUUCACAGUAUGAAAAUAAGUUUGGUUUUAAAUUUGUGAUAUUUGUUAAUGGAAGGAGUAGAAAAGAAUUGAUACCAAUAAUUGAAGAAAAAAUCCAGAAUGGUGAUAAAGAUGAAGAGUUGAAUAGAGGGCUAAUUGAUAUGAUGGAUAUUGCAAUGGAUAGAUUAAAAAAAUUAAAUUGUGAAUAA